CACAGUCCGCUCACACAGACACACCAUCUCCGAGUGACACACACAGUUCAAGACUACUGGAAAGCCAAAAGGUUGUGUAUUGAGACUCUGAGAAUCCUCGGUGGGAUGGACCAGAGCGUCAGCUACAUGACUGUGAAUAUGGGAAGAAAGGACUCACGGAAGGAAGCUGUACCUGAUGUAUCGUACGCGGAAGUUAAUUUCAAGACCCCCUCGGCGCCCCGGGUCCGUGCAGAUCGAGACGGUCUGAACUCCACCUACUCAGAUCUGAACUUUCGGAAAGAGGAACCACGCAUCGAUGGAAGCGAAGAUCCUUCCAUUGCCUCGGGACCCGGCGGGUUGUCAACCACUGCACAAACAGCUGCGCAAGAACGGGACUCGACAGUGAAGAUCAGAAAAAGACCGUACCGUCUGAUCUGCCUACUCUGCCUAGUUACGUCCGCCGUCAUCCUGAUCGUGGCCGGUGUCUUGAUCCAUGAUCAAGCGUUUUCCCAGGACUGGAUCAGAAAUGAAGACGGAUGCUAUGUUAUAUCCACGUGUAACCUUUCCUACGAUGAGGCGAAACAGAUUUGUUCGAACUCUGAUUCAAAGCUUCUUGAAAUAAAUUCAGCAGAAGAAGAGAAUUUUUUUAACAAAACUCUCCACGAAGAAGGCAUUUCAUACUGGAUUGGAAAAUGCAAAGGCGGGGAAGUGGCUACAAAUGCCUUGGGCCGGAUUAACGGUGGAGACUUUGAAUGCGGUAAAUGUACUUGGCAGAGUGAGAGUAAACAUUGCGACCAGGUUCGUGCGCGCUUCAUCUGUGAGAAGUCUGCACCUUCGUGCUCGGAUAUUUCUGAAAGGAUCCGGGAUCUCUGUCACCAAACACUGGGACCGACUUGAAUAUAACGAUAAACCCUCUUUCUCCUCCAUUUCUCUUAACCACUCACAUUAACCCUUCCGCGCCGCUGCCCCUCACCCUUACCCUAUUCUCCUCUUUCCUUCUAUCACAGUCUUACUCACCAUCAUACCAUCUCUGUACACUCGUCCCUCUAAUGUCUCUCCCUCAUCCUUCUCCACUCCCGCGUCCUCUGUUUCAUCCCCGUUUCCCUCACCCUGGUUUCUUGCCUCCCUCUGCCCCAAUUCCCCCUUCUGUUCCCGGUCUCUCGCUCGAUUAGCUUUCACUUCCACUAGCUCACUCUUUCCCACAACCUGGAUCAGUUCCCAAAAGAGCUCCAUAGCUCCACCCUCUCCCCUCGAUUGGAGACACUGACUCUACCCACUCUCCUCAUUCUACUGUGUCUCUUUUAUCUAACCCAACUCGCUCCCCGCUUCUGUCUUCGGCUACUUUCACCUCAAUCAUGUCCGUUAAUGUUCUCGAUACCCCAGUCCUGGGGAAAUAGAGUGCACGCAUUCGCCUGAUCUGUGUCCCUCGUGGUUGUGUGCACCUCUGUAAGGUCACCGAAAAAAGUCUCAGAAUUCCCAACCUCGCUCCAUAACUCAGUCACUCCUGUACCGGGAGCAUCCUCGGAAAUCUCCCUCUGCAAUUUUUCCAGUUCGUGGAGAUUUUUCUUAGAGCAAGGCAAGCAGAACGGAACUCCAUACUCCAAGUGCGGCCCGACCGACGUCAUCUGCAACUGCAACGUGAUCUCCGACUCCCGGACUCAGUGUCCUGACUGAUGAAGGCCAGCGUGUCAAAUAUCCUGUCCACCUGUAUCGCAUCUUUUUUACCGGAUUCAUGUUCUGUUUUAUUAUCUGUGACUUAGACCAUCUGAGAUUCGUUCUUUUGAAGGAUCAGUAGGGCACAAAUAUGUAAAAUUAAUGUCAAAGGCAAAAAGCUACUAAA
Molecule: messenger RNA, 1819 nt
Organism: Hypanus sabinus (Atlantic stingray)
Lineage: Eukaryota; Metazoa; Chordata; Chondrichthyes; Myliobatiformes; Dasyatidae
Exons: 8
Coding region: 106-876 (256 amino acids)
Source: RefSeq, a predicted model, not a curated record